ACGCGAUUCGAGCAGACCGUCUCUACCGCUCCCGGUAACAGCAAAACUUUCUUACGCAAAUCAAUGGAUAUAACCUAACGCGAGUUUACUUAAUCAUAGUUUUACCAUCAAAUCAAUCCAUAUGGGUUAAGUGUCGUGUUGUAUGAUGUGAAUAGUUCUGUGUUUAAAACGGAAUCAUGAGUAUUCAGAAGUGUCUUUUGGAUAACUCUAGCAGGAUGAUAAAGGCGAUGUCCAACGCUAAAUCAUCCAACAAUGAAGUUAAAACGGGCGUGCAAAGUGGUUUGAAAAGAGUGGGCCUGGCGAUGCUGUCACUGUCAAUACCGAUCAUUGAUGACAAAAAGAAAAAAACGACCCGCAGUUGGAUCGAGAGUACGUUUCAAAAGCGAGAGUGUAAAUGCUUCAUUCCCAGCCCAAAAGAUGAGCAUAUUUGUUGGUGCGGUCUGAGUAAAACAGCCCAUGGCUCCUCGAUCCCCAUCGGCCCCGCUGGUGAAUCCUGGCUACCAGCACGACACACGCAGCCUUCGUCAACCGACGCCUACGGCACUGUUGAGUUUCAAGGCGGACCACAUCCUACUAAAGCUCAGUACGUCCGGCUGUCACAUGAUACAAGACCCGAGCUGAUAGUUCAGCUGCUUACUCGAGAAUGGGCUCUCGAAAGACCGAAGCUGUUGAUUACCAUCCAGGGCGGGAAGGCCAACUUCGAUCUGCAGCCCAAACUCAAAAAGGUCCUGCGGAAGGGGCUUCUCAAGGCUGCGAAGACGACUGGUGCUUGGAUCUUCACGGGAGGAACGAAUACGGGUGUGACCCGUCAAGUAGGCGACGCCCUGCAGUUGGAGAGGUCACAGCGAGCUGGUCGUGUCGUCAGCAUCGGCAUUGCACCCUGGGGUAUUGUAGAGGGCGCUAAUGAACUCAUCGGGAGGGGGAGGGACGUGCCCUACCACGCAAUAGCCUCCCCAAGAUCAAAGCUGGCCGUGCUCAACAACAGGCAUGCCUACUUCCUGCUGGUUGACAACGGAUCCAUCGGCAGAUAUGGAGCGGAGAUCGUGCUGCGACGGAAGCUCGAGAAAUACAUCGCGGCGCAGAAGUUACACCCUUACACGCAUUCGUCGACUCCGGUGGUAUGCCUGGUGAUAGAGGGAGGUACGAACACCGUGCGAGCCGUCCUGGAGUACGUCACAGAUUCUCCGCCAGUUCCGGUGGUUGUUUGUGACGGGAGCGGCAGAGCUGCGGACCUCAUUGCUUUCGUGCACAAGUAUGCGUCAGAAACUGGUGAACAAUCAGUUCUGGAGGCAAUGCGGGACUACCUCAUCAGUACCAUCCAGAAGACCUUCGAGGUUGGCUUACAGCAAGCCGAGUGCUUAUAUGGUGAACUGCUGCAAUGUACGAAAAAGAAGAAUUUGAUAACAGUAUUCCGUAUUCAAGAACGCGCAGAAGGUGGGGAAGUACAGGAACUGGACCAGGUAAUCCUGACGGCACUGUUCCGAGCACAGCAUCUGUCAGCCAGCGAGCAACUCUCCCUGGCUCUCACUUGGAACAGAGUGGAUAUUGCGCGAUCUGAAAUAUUUGUCUAUGGACAAGAGUGGCCGCCAGGAGCUCUAGAUGAAGCAAUGAUGCAAGCUCUGGAACAUGACCGCAUAGACUUCGUGAAGCUGCUGUUGGAGAACGGGGUCUCCAUGCGGAAGUUUCUGACGAUACCUCGACUUGAAGAACUCUACAACACCAAGAGUGGUCCCAGCAAUACGAUGCAAUACAUACUGAGAGAUGUAAGACCGCAUCUGCCCAGAGGCUACAUUUACACGCUGCACGACAUAGGCCUGGUCAUCAAUAAGCUCAUGGGAGGUGCUUAUAGGUGCUACUACACUCGUCGCAAGUUCCGUCCAAUUUACGCGAAAGUUAUGAACAAGAGUGUGAACGUCCAUCGCAACAGCGCUUCUUUCACUCGUCACAACAACGCGGGUGGACUCUCACUGAUCGCCGGGUUUAUGCCAGUAACAACAGAGAUGGCACUAUUUGAUUACCCCUUCAACGAACUGCUGAUGUGGGCAGUGUUAACAAAGCGACACCAGAUGGCUUUACUGAUGUGGACUCACGGGGAGGAGGCUCUGGCUAAGUCAUUGGUGGCCUGCAAGUUGUACAAAGCCAUGGCACACGAAGCGGCCGAGGAUGAUAUGGAGACAGAGGUUUAUGAGGAGCUGCGGCACUACGGCAAGGAGUUUGAGACUAAAGCAUUGGAACUGUUGGACUAUUGCUAUCGUCAAGAUGACGAUCAGGCCCAACAGCUUCUUACCUGUGAACUCCAGAACUGGUCGGGACAAACUUGCCUGAGUUUGGCUGUCGCUGCUAACCACAGAGCUCUCCUAGCUCAUCCUUGCUCGCAAAUAAUUCUGGCUGAUUUGUGGAUGGGAGGUCUACGUACACGGAAGAACACCAACCUAAAGGUCAUUCUGAGUCUCCUGUGUCCGCUGUACAUCCUACAACUGGAGUUCAAGUCCAAGGAGGAACUGCAGCUCAUGCCGCAGACUGAAGAAGAGCAUCUAGAGAACGAGAGCCUUGAAGACGACAGGAGUAACAAGGAUCCGAAUGAUGCAGAGCAGGCGUUGAUUGGCUCAGGGGAAUGCGAGACCAGAGUCGAUCAGAAUGGCAAAGUUGGUAAAAUAGGAUGGGAGGUGUCGUACAGAGAACUGCCGGAGUACCACGCACCAGAAGAUAAGCGAAUGCGCCCUCUGAGACUGCGAAAGAAGAUUUACGAGUUCUUCACGGCGCCUAUUACCAAGUUCUGGGCUGAUUCGAUUGCCUACAUAUUAUUCCUACUGAUGUUUACCUAUACAGUAUUAGUGAAGAUGGACCCGACACCAUCUUGGCCGGAGAUAUAUUCCAUAUGUUACAUUAUUACGUUCCUCUGCGAGAAGAUACGAGAAAUUGUUACGUCUGAGCCUGUUGCCAUUAGACAUAAGUUCAGCGUGUGGGCUUGGAACAUGUGGAAUACAUACGAUGCUGGUUUCAUUAUAUUCUUCCUGGUCGGUCUGACGCUUCGGUUCCGCCCAGCAUCAAUGGACGUCGGCCGGGUUAUUUACUGCGUGGAUAUUAUUUAUUGGUACUUAAGGAUAUUGAAUAUAUUGGGUGUAAAUAAGUACUUAGGUCCACUAGUCACGAUGAUGGGUAAAAUGGUUAAGAAUAUGAUUUAUUUCGUGGUGUUACUGCUUGUUGUACUGAUGUCAUUUGGAGUGGCGAGGCAAGCCAUAUUGUACCCAGAUAAAGAAGCUAGUUGGUACCUGAUAAGAGAAAUCUUCUACCAACCCUACUUCAUGUUGUACGGGGAGGUUUUUGCCCCCGACAUCGACCCUCCGUGCGGCACAAACGUCGGCGAUCAGAAAUGUGUAACAGGCCGUUGGAUUACUCCAAUUGCGAUGACAGUCUACCUUCUCGUCGCCAACAUCUUAUUGAUAAACCUCCUUAUUGCCGGCUUUAAUAAUAUCUUUAACGAAGUCAAUGAAGUCUCGCAUCAGGUAUGGAUGUUCCAAAGAUUCACAGUAGUGAUGGAAUACGAACAAAAACCAGUGCUACCACCACCAUUAAUAAUAUUUUGCCACAUUUACGCAACAUGCAAGUGGAUAACGAGGAACGUCUCACAUAAGAGGUUUCAAUACGACAAUGGCCUGAAACUUUUCUUAGAAAAAGAAGACUUGGAGAGACUUUACGACUUUGAAGAGGAAUGCGUCGAAGGCUAUUUUAGGGAACAAGAAGUUAAAUUAUCAAAUUCAUUAGAGGAGAGAGUUCGGAGCACGACGGACAGAGUGGAGAAUAUAACAACGAAAAUGGAAGAUUUAAAUCAAAAAGCUAACCUCCAAAUACAAUCAGUACAGAAUGUAGAAUUUAGGUUAAGGAAGCUGGAAGACGUGGCGGAACAGACCAUGAAAUAUUUAGCUGUGAUACACCGGUUCAUGGCAACACACCCUUCGUUGGUGAACAGAGGCUCUACCGACACCCUGGGUCCUACACCUCCAACCUUCCAGGCUGCAGCUGCCAGGUUACGGACAGCCAGCGACAGAUCCGAGGUGCUAUCGGACAGCGAAACUGGCGUGGCUCGGUUCACAGUGCGACCAGUGCAGGAAGAAGACGAGGCGUCGCAGCCUUCCGACGAUGAAAUGCCACAAUCGGGUCCUGAAGUGGUGGCUGACAAGGAACAUGAAGGAGAUUCUGAAUCAACAUCAUCAGGAGAUAAUGCGGCUGCUCCAGAUGUAACUGUUAUAAAACAGCCUGUAAUAGUGGCUCCCAUUCGCCAGCGAUCAUCAGACAGCAAUAGAACAGAGCCCAGCGAUGACAAGAAAGUGCAAUCAUCAACAGACGAUGCAUUUCUACCUGAAGUGCGUGAAAUACCUUCGGAUGGAAACAGCCUGCGUCCAAGAACUAUAUCAGCAAGUACAAGGCGAACGGCUAAUGCUCGGAGGCGAUCUGAAGGUGGAAAUGACGUAGGAAUGGGGGGACACUAUUCAGCUCAGCACUUGGCACCAAGACGACAGCACAGUCAGACACAUUCUGAGCCAGACAACUCUGCUGUCGAUGCAACAUCACUGCAUAAUUCUGUUACAGGGUGGGAGGCGACUGGCGGAGCAACAGGGAUGCCUUCGACGAGGUCACGUGUAGGAGGUGCCCCGAGAUCCUUACUGCUGGCUAUGCACGAAUAUACCAGCAUCACUGAUGAGCUCGAAACGGUUUAUGGACUGUUCUCCCCACCUCACACGCCAAGGACACCAAUCGCAACACGUCUACUGUCUCCCGCGCGUGCCGCGUCUCCCUCCCAGCGUCGACGUCACGCGAGCGAAAUGUCCAACCCAGAGUUCGCACUCUACAUGGAAAAGGAACAUCUGAGGGGAGCAGAAGAGGACGACUAUCUUAUAAUGGAGAACCUCAUACAAAGACGCCUAGAAAUGGAGUCUGUCCUGGGCAGAUACGAGGAGGAGGAGGGAGCUGCUGAAGGAGGGCAAAUGGGUGAAAUCAGCAUCAGCGUCUGCGUCAACACCAGCGCUGAUGACACAAUGCCGCAGCAAGGACCAGCAAACCCCACGACAACACUGCUCACUGUUAGCGACAGACGCUUACCGCAUCAAAGACACUCCCUCCGUCGUUCGUCGGCAAUAGACAGCCGAGAGUUGCCAUCUCCAUUACAGCCACUACUCGGUGACGACACAUGUGGGGAAGUUCUGCUUCCGGUGCCCAGGCAACCCUCAGGUGAUACGAACGCUUCAAGUGACCUAUCUCUUUCGCACAUGGUAAGUGAGAAUCUGCCGCCCAGGCCUUCAAUAGUGCUGGACUCCUCGCAACUGCCUCGACAGAGAUCGGCUGAGCAGCCACCGACACCUCAACCACCAGCACCAGCUCGCCCGGAGACUAUGUGCUAGUUUCAGAGUUAUUUAAGAUAACUUGAACGAUACUACGCGAGAUAGUAAAGCGAACAUCAGAAUAAAUAGCACAAAAUUUUAUGAACACUUUCCAUUCUAGCCCUUAAAAGGCUGCCGUAACCGUACAAAAUGAUGACCAUGCUAUGAAAGUAUCAGACAUGACAUUACAAGACAAACUGGGACUUAUCAUACAACUAAUCAUGUUUUGCAUAUGGCACGCAACUAUAUCAAUAUAGUGACAAAAAGAUCUAUUGAGGGUAGUCUCAUAAUUUUCUAUAAAAUAACAAUUUUUUCGCCUGAUAUUUUCCUAGCACUGACGUCAUAUAUAUUGUAAGGUAAGACACCCAAUUAUAGUCAAAUUUAGUCUGUAGCAAUUUGCGAAAUAGUCUAGAAUAGAAAUCUAUUAAAGGCUUGUGGAAACACAUGGUGAUGCAAGAGAGUUCCCGGUGUUGGAGACUUACCAUAAAGGGACUUACGCUUUCUAUUAAGUUCAUAAAAAAUAUAUACACGAAAUUCUCUGCUACAUAGGUAAAUAACGACAUCCAAUUAUUAUGCCUCAAAUGUGUACUUAUUUACGGGCGAACCCUCUUUACAUAGUGAAUACAAUGAAUGGAUACAUCUUACUUUCGAAUCUUAAACAUGCAUGGUUUUAGUUGAAUGUGUCUAAACACAUCGUAAACUAGUAUUAUAUAAAUCAAUACAAUUUAUCUGUUACGUCAUUUAUUUUGUUUGAAAAUUUCAAAAUUUUUAAUUUAAUUUUUAGAUUUUUUUUUAAGAUUACGGUUAAAUUGUUCUACCCGUAUAACGCCAUUGUAACGCCCCCCUGUUUAUUACGUACGGUCUACGGAUCAAACAUCAAAGUCAACAAUACAAUUUCCUCUCAUCACUAAAAUCCUUUUCAAUUGCAUAAAAAUGUAAAACAGCUUCCUUUGAACAGAAUGUUUUUAUUCAAAACAGAUAUUCAGUAAGCCCAUUGUACUUAUUAUUCAAGUUACCUCGUUUUCUGUCGAUAAAUUGGGGACAAAUAAAAUUUGCAAUAUAAUUGUUUUGCAUGAUUUGUGUGCCAGUGUUACAAUUUCUAUAUGCUAUUGCUAUUUUUAGAUCUAAUACAUUGACAAAAGUUUUGACAUAAUUUUGGCAACAUUUAUUACCAGAAUGCUUAUCACUAGAUACAUAUCGAAAAACAAAGUCCUCCGCCGCGUCUGUCUGUCUGAUCGUGAUAAGCUCCAAAACUACUGAACCGAUCUUUAUGUUGUUUACACUAUUGGAUAAUGUGGUUCUCGAAGAAGGUUUUAGUAUAUAAUUUCUAGUGGCUUUGUAUAAAUCAACGAUAUUUGUUGGAGGUCUUUUGACCUUCGGGGAGUUUUCUAUUGACAGAACUCGCUCGAUCGAGUCAGCUAGAGUAUUUUUUUUACGAAAAUAAGGGACGAGACGAGCAGGACGUUCAGCUGAUGGUAAUUGAUACGCCCUACCUAUUACAGUGCAGUGCCUCUCAGGAUUCUUGAAAAACCCAAAAUUCUGAGCGGCACUACAAUUGCGCUCGUCACCUUGAGACAUGUUAAGUCUCAUUUGCCCAGUAAUUUCAAUAGGUUCAGACCGAAACACAGUAAUGUGUUCACAUUACUGCUUCAAAUUGGUGCCUUUGUGGUACCUACCCAUAAUCUAGCCGGCUUCCUGUGCAAAGGGGCCUCCUACUGGUAAAUAUAUAUAUACAUAUAGUAUAAUAUAAAUGGAUUAUUCUAGAAAAGGGAAGUUAUUAAAAGUAGCAAGUAAAUAAAACUUAUCACUGAACUUCCUGUUUCGGAUGCAUUUUAGCAAUAAAUUUAACUGCCAGCUCUAACUUUGCCAAAGGCAACACCCACUAAGUUAAAUAGAGAAUGUCAAAAUAUCGACUUUAUAGUGAUGGGAUAGAAUUGAAUUUUGUAUUUGUAUAAUAUUAUUCGAUUUGCUAAACGACCCGAUAUUGGCGAUAGCGAUGAAAUAUUCACUUCCUUCUGUAUCUGUGAGUUAUUGAUGUUUUAUUUUAUUGAUGAGCUGGAUACCGUAACCUUUAACCAUUUUAAGAGAUUUAAAAAGUCUCAUAGAUUUCAUUUGAUAUGAAUGGGAUCAUUUUGGUUACUACACUUCUCUUUUAAUAUUAAUAGAAGGCUUCUUUGCACAGGAUGCCGGCUAGUAUUGUAACUAGCUUCUGCUGUGAAGCAGCAAUGUGUAAGCAUUAUUGUGUUUCGGAUCAGAAGAGCGCCGUAGCUAGUGAAAUUACUGGGUAAACGAGACUUAACAUCUAAUGUUUCUCAGAAUUUUUGGAUGUUUUAAGAAUCCUGAGCGCCACUGCAUUGUAAUGGGCAAGACGUAUCAAUUACCAUUAGGUUACGUCCUGCUCGUCUCGUCCAUUAUUGUCAUAAAAAAAUACGAGAGAUGAUAAACAUGUUGUUAGUUGCUUCGUACUUGGCACAGUGGUUGUAAACAUCAUCAACAAAUGUAAUGAUCCUGGAAUGUAUUACGAUCUGUCUUCUUAAGAAAUAAUAUUAUUUAAAUUUUAAUAUGUACAUUUUACGUUGUAAAAUUUAAUUAAUUCGAAAUACCCUCACUAAUAAAUUAUGAAAUAAGAUUAAUACACUUUUGAAGUUCAUUUAUUCUGCAAAUACAAAAUUUCUAUCAAGUAUUUUGCUAAUAUUAGCCGGAACUAAAAUGAAAUAGUUUUUCACCGAUAGCCUUCGUGCCGAAGGUACACUUUCAAUAAUUAUUUCUUUAUCAUGGUGCGGUGAUUUUGAGUUAGGACCCUUUAGGUCCUAAAUAAUAUUUAAUGGAUUAUCCAUUAUCAAUAGUAGGGUAACUAUGAUUGAUGUUGGUCUCUUUGAUAAAUUUCACAAGUGGAUAAUAUCUUAUUAUUGUUAAGGUGGGUAAAGAAAGGCUCCUGAGUAUGAAAUUGUAUUGUUAAAAUAAUAUUAUAACUGUUGACAGAGAAAACAAAAUGCGAACAUAACCUAUAAAAUGUGUGACAAACGUCAAAAUGAACCAUGGACAAAACAUUUUUAAGUUAUUGCAUAGCUUCUAUCGCGGGCCUUGAGCGUGGAGACCGAAUCCAGAAAUCCCGUAACGAAAAUAACCUUACUUACUAGAUCUAUAUAGAUAUUUCGCCACGGUCAUUACAGUUGCCGUGGAACAGCGGUUAUCACGUAUGCUUUUUGUGCAGAAGGUCCCAGGUUAGAGGCUGGGGUACGUCUUGAUUUUUUUUAAUUUAUUUUUUUUUAUCACGUUUUUUUAAUUUUUAUUAUUAAGAUUAGCAUUUUUAUUUAGUUUCAACUGUCCCGUUGUCUGUCUGUAAUCAAAUCUUGCAAGUAAAAUUUUACUCACUUCCCGUUUGCUUUUAUUUAAUUAAUUUUAUCAAAAAGAAAUACUGCAUAAAUAAAAUAAAUAAAUAGUUAUAAUUGCAUAAGUUGAUAAAAAAUGCUAUGCAAUAGCUUUACCGCGGCAGUCCCCGAGUGGCACACGUCUUUUUUUUCCGUGUACGACUAGGACCUUGCAUGUUUUUGCAUUGUAUUAGUAUUUUUAGAAGACGAUUACUCAGUGACUAUGCAUGUUCUUCCCUAGAACGUUUUUGCGUUCCUUUCUACCUACACUACAAAAUGGCAUUACCAGUUUAAAAAAAAUAAAAAUGUGACAUUGCAUGUUCUUUCCCUGUGCCCUUCAUAUGUAAUAGCAUUUGUACAGUAGAGUACAGUUGUAUGUAGCUAUAUAUAACGGCUGACAAUACAUAAUAUGUGAGAUGUAUAUAUAUUAAGUUAAUUACGAUUAUAAUGAGAAGAUAAGGAAAUUAAUUAGAUGUUAGCUGAUCCUUUUGUAUUCCUAAUUGAAUUUUACGAAUAUUUGUAUAUCGAUAAUAUUCCAAGUUGAAUAUGUUGGUUGGUUCCGCGAAUUAAAAGUUUGGAAUUUUACUCAAAAUAGACCUAAAACAAAGAUUUUCCCAUUUAUUUUUAUUUUAGAGUAUUGUUGGAAAUUUAGAAGCUAUGCAAUAGCCGAUAUUUAUAAAUAAAUUCAUUUAUAUUCUUUUAAUUAAGUACAUUUUUGUUUCUAUUAAUUCUAUAGCUGCAAACCUAUCCAGAACGCAGCUAAAACCAGCAUUUAGACAUUAGGAUCGGCUGACAUCCAAGUCUAUACUUAAAAUUAUCACCAUAUUUUUAUUGUUAAGGGGUAGAUAUACUGUCAAAUAUCGGCUAUUUUGAUUUAAAGAUAAAUAUAUUUGUUACAUUAAGUUCUUGUACUAAUUUAAGAAGUUAAUCUAGGUGGUCAAUAUUUGAUGCGUUUACCCUAUCUAGUAUCUAGUAAUUACUAGUUGAAGCUGUUUCCUAUUCGGCACAAUAUUGUACCGUGCUUAAUAUUUUACUUAUACAUAUCAAAUCAUAGAGCGUACUAUGGACUUUUAUCUGUACAUAAAAAAAGAAACUACUUUCUAGAAUAUUUCUCUGUUUAUAUCUUUGCUUAUACAUGCUACACUCAAAAAUGGCUAAACCGCAUAAUAUAUUUUGACAUUUGAAAUAUAUAUCAACUUGAAUAUUUUCUUAAAUUCUACCUAAGUUGAAACUACUCAUAAGUCGAUAACUGUAUGUUCAUUUUAAAGUUCCUAAUGACGGGUAGUGAACUUAUUACUUAUGCUUAGUGACCCUGAUUACUAAACUAGAGUACCCGGGUUCGAUUCCCGGUAGGUGCAAUCAUUUAUAUGCUGAAUAUGGAUGGUAUAUAUAUUUAUGUAUGUUUAAGUAAGUAUAUUGUAUUAAAUAUAUCGUUGUCUUCUACUCAUAGUACAGGCUAUGCCUAGUUUGGGGCAAGAUAAUUUGUGUAAAAGUGUGUCAAUAUCUUAAUAUAUAUAAAUUACGUGACACGUUGUUUGUCCGCGAUGGACUCCUAAACUAAUGAACGGAUUUUAAUGAGGUUUACUUCAUGGAGUGCACCUUAGUCGAACAUGAGAGUUAGGAUAGUUUUUAUUUCUAUUUGGGACCCAUAAUUAUUUUUAUUUUCAAUAUUUGUUUUGUAUGGACAUAUUUUCCAAGAGAAUUUAUUGACGCGUGGUUAGACAGUUCUGCUGAGAAACAAUUUCAUUAUAACAGCAGGGAGCGUACUUUACAAAAUAAUUCUUGAAGUUAUUAAUAUUAUUGACAAAUUCAUAAAAAAACAAUAUUUAUUUAUUAUGUACAGAACAACGUCUGUCGCGUCUGCUAAUUAUAUACAUUAUAUUACGUGCUGGUAACAGAGAUGUUGGUUAGACACAGUUUAAUUUUGGGUAGUCCUAAAGUGAUAGCUCAUUAGUGCAACCCAACAUUCGACCUACACCCCGUCCUUUGUUCGGUGACCAUUCGCUGUGAUAUCUAUAUAUUGCCAGUGAACAUUGUGUCUACAAGUGGAAUAACGUGGACCUUAAGAUGUCGAGUUUGUCAACGAGUGUGUUGCAGGUCUUUCGUAGCUGACAGGCUAGAUGAAAAAGAAAAUAGAUGCAAUAAAGAAAACGAUCGUCAAUUUUAAAAGAAUCCUGGGGGCGAUGUACCACCGAAGCGUUUUCGUGUUCGGAGUGACCAAAGCAUUUGUUGAUGAUAACGUUAAAGUCUUCCGCACAUAUGAACAGAACGAGGUUAGAGGAUGUGGUCUGGUGCUGUUUUGCUCUAAUGCCUUAAGGCACGUGUUCCACUGCCGGCGAUGAAAGAUAAGAAGUUUGGCAGAGCGAGAAACUAGAAACGAGUUAGCGAGCUUAAGCGAUCAUAGCUCCGAUAGUUUUACUUGAACUGUAGUAGACAAUGACUGCUGAGAAUUAUCGCUCAGCUUGGCGGUACCCUUGAAACCUUUGUAUUUUACCAGUGGGAGGCUAUUUCGUAU
This is a messenger RNA of Leptidea sinapis, 11264 nucleotides long. RefSeq names its product transient receptor potential cation channel trpm (gene Trpm). Lineage: Eukaryota; Metazoa; Arthropoda; Insecta; Lepidoptera; Pieridae. Gene Ontology annotation, molecular function: monoatomic cation channel activity. The transcript has 32 exons. Gene Ontology annotation, cellular component: membrane. Gene Ontology annotation, biological process: protein tetramerization; monoatomic cation transmembrane transport. The record is from RefSeq and is a predicted model, not a curated record. The coding region runs from base 177 to 5399 and encodes 1740 amino acids.